Xyrichtys novacula (pearly razorfish) is the source of this 6350-nucleotide messenger RNA. Lineage: Eukaryota; Metazoa; Chordata; Actinopteri; Labriformes; Labridae. The record is from the annotation of a GenBank genome assembly.
GGAGGAGCAGAGGAUGGAGAACUGACUGAAGGAGGAGGAGGAUCUAACAGGUAUGUGAGGAAAGACCUUUAGGGUUGUUUUAAAAGUUAGUAAAAUAUAUUUAUAUUAUAUUUAGAUCGAAUAUUAGAAUCGAUUUUAUAUCAGUAUAGAUUUUAUAUUGAGUAUAGAUUUUAUAUUAGUAUAGAUUUUAUGCCGUUUAGCUCAGAGAAAAACUUGACAGGCUCAGGUAAAGCAAAUGUAAGUGAAAGUUAAAGGUAAUCGUGGUGUUUGACGUUUUAAAAUCAUGAUUAUUUCUUCAUAAAACAACAACUAAUGAAUAAACAGAGGAUGUUUCUUCAUUAUUUUACCAACUUUAAUUAUCCAAAAACUUUACAGCAUUAAACCAACUUUAUUUUUUACAAACUACUUUGAGUUUUUUUGUCUUUAUAAACUGAGGUAGUGAUAUUUUUACGAAGCUCAAAUCUUCUUAUAGUUUUUUAGUUUUAUUCUUUAUUUGAGUGAAUUCAGCGUAGAUAAUCUGACAUAGAUAAUCUGACAUAGAGCUCCACAUUCCUGACCCAGCAGGAAUCUAGAGUCAGUGGGUUAGAGGAGAGGGGUCAAUGAACGUCAAAUAAACACAAAGUCUGCAGAAAUUGCAUAAUCCCAGUCCUAUCAAAUAAACUUUGGUCUUUAUAACCACAAUCAAAACAAAACAGCGAGUGUGUCAUUGGACCAGAGAGCGAACUUUGACCUCACAGACACUCAUUUAUGACUGAAGCCUCUGAAUCAUUGUUGGCUCUGUGUUAGUUUGCUCCUGUAUAGACAAGUAAAUCUUUGUGAAGAUAAGAUGAUGAUGAAUUCUCAGCGAGGUUUAAGACCUACUUUCACUGAAAACUGUCUAUCAGGGUUAAUAACUGACAUCUGUCCAAGAAAUCUGAAAAACGAAAGUCAAACUAAAGUCUUUACUGUAGACGAGCUAAAUAAGACUUCAGAGAGAAAUUUGAUGUCCACGAAAAAAGGAUUUAAAUAUUAAAGACUGAAGCCUGCAGAGGGUUCUCAUCCAUCUCCAUGUCAGCUGUUUUGGCAGGUGAUAAAUCCAGAUUGUGUCACAUAAAAACACAGUAAAUGUUAUCUGAGAAUUUUCAUUUUUAUGAGCGGAGGAUUUUCCUACGUGGGUUUUAAAGUUUUACAGGGAUGGGGUGACACAGGGUGAGGUACGGACCCUGAACAGGAGGUCUUUCUCCGCCCUCGCUCUCAGCCGUUGAGACUUCUGGAAAAGGGAAUUUCUGUCUUUUCACUAAACCUUAUUUCUGCAGUUACGGUAAAAAGGUUUGCUGCAUUUAUCCUCUAACAUGGGUUUGUUAUGGCGUUUAACACCUUGAGUAUCUAAAGGCCAAAUAUCAGUGACAUUAAGAAGAAAAUACUUGAAGCAGUUUUUGAUUCAAAGAUCUUCUUCUGUGUGAAUCUUUAGAAGUGCUCAGUAAUAAAGAACAUCAGGCGAACUACCUAAAGAGUGACCCUGACCGGUGUUUCCAUGACACCUGAUGGUCAUUUCUAUGUAAGAGCAUACACUCACGUUUACACGGCUCCACUAAGACACCGUGGUCACAGUGGAUAUCACAUAGCUUUCAGCAGAUCACUCCUGCUGCCCUCCACUCCCUCUGAAACUGAUCCCGCUGAGAAGAUUAGGAGUGGCAUGUGUGCAGUAAUCUGAGUCACAUGCAGCAAAGAGACGAGUUAGAUAUCUGCCGGAAACACGCGAAGGUACGAGGCAGGGUUACAGGAUCGAAGUUCUUCAGAGAAACUGGCCUGAAGAGUCCCGUGUGUGCAAACAUGUCGAAGAGUAAAGAUUUGUUAAAGUUAAAUUUACAGACUAUUAGCUCAUAUAAAGGCUGAACAUGCCUGAGAAACGUUUACAGAGCAUCAUGAAGAGUGACGUAAACAAACAGCCAUGUUGGUUUUUAACAAGGAACAAAAACUAUCCCUCAGUUUGGUCAGUUUUCUUACAAGUCCACACACAGACAGAUUUACCAUUAAAAUCCACUUUCUCUGUCUCCGUGGAGUCUGAACAUUUUAAUACUGGGACUUUAAAACGACUGUCCGCACGUCUAACUGUGAAUUUAAAAAGGCUUUUAAAAUGCAUUUAAAGAAAAACAAAGAGGGUUAAAGAGAAAAACACGAGGAGCUGAAGAAGUCUGUGCGGUACGUUCUCCAUGUUUCAGAUCUCCCGCGCUGCUCUGUGUUCAGUCAUGUUAGAGUCGACCAGGACCCACUUUAAUCCUUGGUUGACAUAACUGGGUGAUCUUAGUUUGGUUGUAAUCCUGAGCUAAUAGUAAACACAGCUAACCCUAAACUGGACCCGUUCACUUCCCCCUGCGGCGAGGUUUUUUUUGAGCCCGAGCCAAACGUUAGGCAAUAUUGUGUGGUUAUUUAUUUAAAGGAGUUUAAUGAUAGAGGAAGCCUCAGUUAUUUACAGGUUAGUUAAUCCAAACGUCUUUAAAAAGCAUCUCAUACUCCAGAAAAAGAGUUUAUUUCGGUGUUUUCCUGGUGGACUCAUCGGUGGAGCUUUUGUCCUUUUUUUACCGUAGUUUUUGUAAUACUCGCUGCCAAACAUAUACAGCAGUUUCUACGAGCAAGAGAGGCGAUCCAGUUUCCAAAGAAUGAACCUGCAGGUGUGAUUUUUCGAUAUUUUGAUGUUUUUUUAAUUUUAUUUUGAACGAAACAGUGACGACUUUUUUCAUGAUUUAGAAAAGUCAAGAAUGUUAUUCCAAGAAGAUCUGAACUGAACUCUGAUAUUUUUUUAUUUACAAAGACCCAAAAUUUAUCCAUCAUGACCAAAAAUCUAUUUGCAACAAGAUCUCAUCUAGACGUCUCUUUUAGAGGCUCAGCAGUGUUUUCUUUACCAACAUGAAAACCAACAAAGAUGGAGAACAGACCGUCUAAAAUCUGAGGAUAAUGAUCCAUAAAUGUUUGUGUAGUCAGAGUUAGUAAAAGAGUUGGAAUUGAACCCGGGAUAUAACCUCUUUUUUUACAGAGUGAAAUUAAAGAGCCGGCACCGCUGACCUCAGAGGACUCGAGUCCUAAGAUGCCCAAAAGUGACACCUGGCCGGGGGGCGUCGGGUUGGAGGCGAUGACGGGCGUGGACAGCGCUGGAAGCUGUGACAGCGUGGUCAGUGCCAACUCUGGAUUUGUAAGUAUCUGAGGAGGAUUUCAGCAGUUUUACCAGAGUCACUGUUGGACCGGGUGGACAGAGUACUAAAAUAUCAAAUUUUUGACUGAAGGAGGAGUGAAGUAAAAAUACUUGAGUUACAUUUUAAAACACAGUUUUACUCUAAUACUUUGAUGUUAUACACAGAAGGAGGAGCUGAGAUAAGACCCUGAAAUCAUGUGACCGAUCCGUGUUUAAAGAGAGUUUGUUCACACCGAACCAGGUGGAGGUUAUCGGAUAUUAUCCACGAGUGAGUGAUUGACACAGGAAAUCAGCCAAUCAGCUUGCAGUCGCUCUGUUGAUGGACAGCUUGUGUCUUUUCAGCGUUUCUUUUGUUUUACUUCGUAGUAAAGUUCUUCUCGUUGGAAACCUUCCUCCAUGUGUUGCAGAGUGAUGACAGCAUGGAGCACCUGUCUGCUGAAGAAAAGGCCUGCCUCAUGUUUUUGGAGGAGACCAUCGAGUCUUUGGACACUGAGGAGGACAGCGGACUGUCCAAUGACGAACCUGACCAGCUGCCCAGUCCGGGAAACCUCGCUACCAAACUGGCCGACCUGUCGGCCUCCAUGAACAGGAACAAGCUCAGCAGUGAGUCCACAGAUGUGGGAUUAGCUUCUCAGUCGUUAAUGAACUCAAAGCUUUGAGCAUCUAGAGAUGAACAUGUUCUUGUUUGUCUUUCAGAUUCACCUAAAAAAGCCUCCAAAGAAACUCCAAGAAAAGAAAAUGGUGACGUCAAGAUCAUGCAGAGCUACCUGGUUCCUACACCUCUCAUUAUGGCAGGCAGCUCUCCAAGUACUGAACCCAGGGUUAAUCCAGGUGUUCCCAAAGACAGGAACCUCACCUCCAAAUCUCAGGUCACAUCUUCAAGCAAAGAGCUUGUUCACAAGGACGCCCAGAAACCUGUUGCUCCACAACUACCUUUGGAAAUUAACGUCGUGAUUUCUCCUUCCAACAAACCGGUCGAACGCCCCGUUAAGACGCCCGAAGGUCCUUUACCUCGAGGCCCCCUGUCCUAUGAGGCCCUUUUUUACCUUCGCAGGACCGCCUCCACCAAGAAGACACCUUUAUGCCCCACAAUUGAUCACACCAUCGAAUCAGACAAGCAACGUCCCGCCACAGCAGAAGGUCAAAACCAGAAUCCGACCAAGUCUGUCAGAUUUCACCCUGAGGUUUCCAUUUCCAGGACAAGUCCUCCAGUGGUGGCCCCCAAACCCCCAAAGAUUCCUGGGAAUGUCAGUGUGAAAACACAAAAACAACCGUUUGUUAAAGACUCCUUAUUCAACAUGAAGCAUGCGACAGAUCCUGAGGUGGUGAGGAUGGAGGCUCUGCAGAAACUGGGUCUACUGAAGGACCAGGAGAACACCAGAGGAGCAGCUCUGUCCGCCCCUCAAUCCUUUUCUACGCUGAACCGAACAUCUCAUGGAUUUACCGGAGGUCCCUCUCCAUCAAGGAGCCCCUCAUUUUCUCAAGUGAAUGUCGAGCCAAAGACCAAGCCUCUGCAGAGCAGCGCCAGUUUCCAUCACCCCCCCAGAACUGAUCAACAGCCUGUGUUUGUCUCAAAUCCACCUCAAUCCACCGGAGUCAAGGCGGCCGGUCUGGUGCGCUCUAAUACUCUGGGCAACCACAGGUUUGCCGGAAACGACCCCGAACUACCACACAACACGAAGUCAACGUCAGCGCAGUCGUCGCCCAGUAAGAGCUCGAACACGGUCCCGUACACGGUGAUGAUGGUGCCUGGGAUGGGGGUUGAUCGGAGGGAAGCUCUGAGGAAACUGGGACUGCUGAAAAUCUGAACAGAUGAGCAGCAGAAGUCCGUCUGCUCAGAUUAGAGGAGCGUCAGAUUAAGAAGAAGGCUUUAGGGGGAACUUGGCACUCUGCACUUUGGUGAACUGGAGCAGAUGAAGAAAGGCCGUACCGACAUUAUCAUGUAGGACGUAGUCACUGGUUUACAUGGAGGUAGGUUUUUCCAGCAGUGUGGACUCUAGAAAAAGAACCGUACAUGAGUUCAUCAAACACAAACUACAGCAGUCACUGGUUUCUGUCUCCUCCCACUAUAACAAACCACUGACUGUAUACUGGGCUGGACAGACACUACAUUUGACCAUCCAUGUACCAUCUGUUAACAUGGAGGAGGCAGACUUUUCCACCUGUACCACAGCCAGCCAAUGGGGGAAGCUCCCAGUGUUUUGUCUUCACUGUUGGGGAGCCAUCAUGUCGUCCAUCUUCUGAUACUGUGUCUGUGUCUGUGUACAGUCUGAAAACCCACCUUUGGGUUCAACUUUGACUCUUGAUGUUGUUAGAAAUAAUGAGUUUUUAUCGACCAUCAUAUGGACGGGUCCUACAGCUGGAUCGGUAACUGCACUUCCAUAAAGACACGUGUUUAUACAGAUGAACAAAAUCAUCAAAUUCAGUCUAUUGAUGGUAAAUAAACUCUCUCCGCUCAGAGAGACAAAGCUUCCUGAUAAACUCGCCGUCAUUACUAAACGGAAACACGAUAAACACCAAAUACGCUGUGUCACCAAAACACUGAUUAAAGGAACACACACUCAGUAACUUCUACUCCAGGAUAAUGUCGACUCAGAUCAACCAGGUUUGAAACAUGAGCUCUGUCCGGACAACAAGAGAUUAUCUGCUGACUCUAAUCUGCUGGAAACCCGCUGUGGAUGGAGGAGGAGGAGGAGGAGGAGCUUUAAUCUGUCAUCAUGACUCUUCAGUCCACCAGGAUGUUCUUGGACGUAUCCACAACAUCGAUCACAAAACCUUUGUCUGUAUUAACCUGUUAAAGUCGAGGCUACAAACGCCGUCCUCCUCGCUGUGACUCGCUGACAUGUCCACGCUCUGCUCUUUUAGAUUGAUUCCUAAUUCACGAACGUGCCUGUCAGUGAAAAUGUGAAAAUCAAGAGUAAAUUUCUGAACCAAUCCUUAAAAAAAAUAAGAAAACUAAGAAGUAUUCCCAUCGUGUCUGUACAUCGAACUUAAAGGAACGAUUUCUGUCACUUGUCUGUUUCUGUAAUUAUUUUACACGUUUGAAAUCGAUCAGCUGGUUUGGAAAUGAGUGGAAAAUGCCUUGAGUGUCUAAAUGUGGAGACGAAGAUCUAGAAUGAAAAUCUGUGAAGUGGUCGUUUUAUACUUAGCUGUGAGAAUAAAUGAGAGUGGAUCAAAAAUA